Messenger RNA from Anopheles cruzii, 1182 nucleotides. RefSeq lists its product as uncharacterized. The record is from RefSeq and is a predicted model, not a curated record. The coding region runs from base 1 to 1182 and encodes 393 amino acids. Lineage: Eukaryota; Metazoa; Arthropoda; Insecta; Diptera; Culicidae. The transcript is spliced from 2 exons.
AUGCAAAGAAUAGCCAAGUGUGUGGCGGUGCUCCUGCUAGUGGCCCUGUUGGCCACAGACCAGACACUCGGAUUGCAGAAGAAGAAGAAGAAACGUGGCAUUUAUCACGGUCUGCACGGCCUGCACGGCCUGCACGGUCUGCACGGCCUACACGGUUACGCUCUGCCGGCGGCGGCCGGUGGACUUCUGCCCCAUGCUGACCACUUACACUAUCUUAAGGGCUACCACCCCAGUCCAUAUGCCAAGUUCUCCCCGGGACUCCAUAAAUCGUUCGGUGGUGGGGUGCUACCCCCCGGCUAUGCCCUCUUUCCCGGUAGCGCCAGUGUGGCAUCGUACCAGCGAAACUUCCCGCGCUAUCCGACCGUGUACAACGCGAACCCGUUUCUCGGCUUCGGAGUGGCCCCGGUGAAGCCGCCGACUGGUUUUGCAUCGGUCGCCACCGGGCUAACACCAUUCGCCCCGGCUCCAGUUCUACCGGCUCCCGUUCCGGCGCCUGUUCCCGCAGCAUACCCGCAGGCCUUCUACCCGGUGGCCACCAGCGGAGCUAGCGCAGGCAGCACACAGCAGACCUUCUUCGCAACGUACCCUCAGAAGCCACUCAUUCCGGUGGCGGUUCCAGUGGCGCACGAGCCCGCCAAGAUACCGCAAGUCGUCGUGCCGAAACCUGUCUAUGCCUCCUUCGCGACCAACGGGUUGAUCCCGGUGCCCGGUAGCUACUAUCCGAGCGUGGCCAUUCCCAACGGACAGCCACAGUUCGUCGGGGUGCCGGUUGUCACCGGCAGUGCGAGUGGGGCGACUCCCAGCUAUGCCACCACCCUCGGUACCGCAACGACAACAGUCACGCAGGCACCGCAGCAACCGUGGCGUCCUGUGGUAGUGAACCACCCGGCCCCAACGCCGGCACCACCCGCCAACGCAUAUCUACCGCCGUACGGGCCAAGUUCGCAGGGACAAAUCUACAUCAGCAGCACACCCGCUCCGUCCCUGCAUGAUCACCAUCCACAGCAGUCACAUCACCAAUCGCUGCUGGACUACGAUCAGGAAACACUGCACCAUCCGGACGGAAGUGGAGCCUUCAAUGGUCAGCCGUACGAUGUUGCCUCCAACCACGGUCGGUACACGGGACCCUCGAGCUACGAUGUCGACGUAACCCACAAUGGGUAUCAGAAGAAGAAAAAGUAA